This is a messenger RNA of Schizosaccharomyces cryophilus OY26, 555 nucleotides long. Its product is annotated as meiotically upregulated Mug66. NCBI's taxonomy places the organism in Eukaryota, Fungi, Ascomycota, Schizosaccharomycetes, Schizosaccharomycetales, Schizosaccharomycetaceae. The transcript has 2 exons. The record is from RefSeq and is a predicted model, not a curated record. Gene Ontology annotation, biological process: autophagosome assembly; autophagy. Gene Ontology annotation, cellular component: phagophore assembly site. The coding region runs from base 1 to 555 and encodes 184 amino acids.
AUGACCAAUUCUGUCACAUUAGACUUGACCGUAGGCCAUAAAUAUGCCGCGGAAGCUGUCAAAGGGGUCUUAGGUACAAUUCUCUUUCAUAGGCAAUUUUCUACCGUGAUAUCAAAGACUGUAGACAUGUUAGAAGUUACAGUUCCUACAUUAGGAAACACUCAGUUGGACGAGACUCUUACCAAUAAGGCUGCAGAAUUCGUGGAUGGAAUUCCAAACCAACACGGAGCUUCUUCACAAAUGAUGCUUCUUUUUUAUGAGAGAUUACCUAAGAAGUCAUGGUUUGGAACAGGCACAGUAAAUCCGUGGGAGCAGUGGCUCGUCAAUGUAAUGAUUACCGAGUCAAAGGACUCUUAUACUGCAUCUUCUACAUCUUUGGAAUGUGCAUUGGAACAAAUCGUUCAGGCUGUCAACCUACGUAGCCUUUCCUACCUUCCCCCAGUCGCAGCAGACUCUGGAAAUUAUCCGUAUGAAAUAGUCAUUCCAACGUCUACUGAAGGCUGGGGGUCUUUAUUGAAACGAAUGAUUAUUGAAAAUAUCAGCGGAAGUGAUUGA